AUGAUAAAUAAUUACGAGAAUGAUCAAGAACAAGAUGACAUUGAAUGGGUAUCAGGUUCUUCAAUGACACGAAUGCGUUGGACAAAUAAUUCAUUUGAUGAUGUCUCAACCGCUUACGUUAUUCCAUUGAGACAAAUUCAUUACAACAGUGCCAUGUCGCAUUGCACCCAUUCAACAAGACGAGGAGACAUGGCAUUAUUGGUACAUGCCCCAAAACGCGAAAUUUCAAUUUGUUUGAAUAAUAUGAGAAAUGAGAUAUCUAUUAGUAUGAAAGAAAUUGAAAGUUUCCGUUUGGGUAGAGAUUUUUCAAUAGUUAUAAAAUUAAAAUUUAAUUUUGUUCGAACGUAUUAUUUUCAUUCAAAAGGAUUCCCUUAUAGGGAUAAACCAACACGAACGAAUAAAGACCCAACGAAUGGAAGGCUCAAUACUUUAAGAUGCUUUAAUCUUAAACCUGAAACACAUAUCGGAACGGCCGAAAUAACUAGAUUGGAUGAAUUAUUUAAAAAUCUAUUAUUUCCACAAAUGAGUCAAUUAAAUCAAAAUUUCCCUCCCCAGAAAUAUUACAAUUCUGUUUAUCAGAAUGAUGGGAUAAAAAUGAAAGAGAUGUACAUUACAUGUAUUAUCCCUACUCAAAAGCGAGCGGUCGUUUAUUCUUCCGAUGGAAUUUUAAGUCAUUUCAAAUUUCAUGUUAGGCAAAGAUUUGGUUGGAAAUGGGAACGAAUGUGGUAUAAAAGUGAUAUGGGAGGUUGGUAUAAAUUGGAAGAAGAAAGUGAUUGGAAAAAUUUGAAGCGACAAGCUCAAGAUAAGGGAUUACCAAGAACUGAAAUAUAUUUUAGGUAA
Messenger RNA from Diversispora eburnea, 840 nucleotides. The record is from the annotation of a GenBank genome assembly. Lineage: Eukaryota; Fungi; Glomeromycota; Glomeromycetes; Diversisporales; Diversisporaceae.